AUGGGCAGCACGCCCGCCUCCCUCCUCCUUGUCUCUUUCGUGCUGCGGAGGCCAGAAGCAGACACAGGACACAGUGUCAGUUCCAGCCGUGUGACGGAGAGGAGCGGCCGCUCCCCGCACGCCCCUGCUCCCGUGCAUAGGCAGUGCUGCACACAGCGCCAGCAGGGAACCGGGAAGCGCAUCCCAGCGGGAGCCGCUCAUGCCGCGCAAACAACGCGCCUUCCCCUGAAAGCCGGAGUGUCGCGUGUUGAUGGCGCUUCUUUUUACAGGCGCCAGCGCUCUCAGUCCCGGAGCGCCUGCGAGACAAUUGCCCAAACCUGGGUGCGCGGGAGGGCCGGGGCCUGGCCACGCCGCGAAGCCACGCCACGGUCGCGCUUUUUGGCCACGCCCCUCUCCGUAACAGCGUCACUCGCCAUUGGGCAGCCUCUGUCACGCGGGGCGUGGGUGGUACAGAUCUCGCGAGAGUUUCUGGGUGUAUGUAAGAAGUGCGGGCGGAAGUGCGGCCUUUUCCCGCCGCGUCGAGACGUGGGCACGAUGAAGCUCAACAUUUCUUUCCCGGCUACUGGCUGCCAAAAGCUCAUUGAAGUAGACGAUGAGCGUAAGCUCAGGACGUUUUAUGAAAAACGAAUGGCCACGGAGGUGCUGGCUGAUUCCCUUGGUGAGGAGUGGAAGGGUUAUGUUGUCCGGAUAAGUGGUGGCAAUGACAAGCAAGGCUUCCCCAUGAAGCAAGGUGUCCUGACUCACGGCCGUGUCCGCCUGCUGCUCAGCAAGGGCCAUUCCUGCUACCGCCCCCGGAGAACCGGCGAGAGAAAGCGCAAGUCUGUCCGCGGCUGCAUCGUUGAUGCAAACUUGAGUGUCCUGAACUUGGUCAUAGUGAAAAAGGGUGAAAAGGACAUUCCUGGGCUGACUGACACAACUGUGCCCCGUCGUCUUGGUCCCAAGAGAGCCAGCAGGAUCCGCAAGCUGUUCAACCUCUCUAAGGAAGAUGAUGUUCGCCAGUAUGUUGUGAGGAAGCCUCUCAACAAAGAGGGCAAGAAGCCCAGAACAAAGGCUCCCAAAAUCCAGCGACUGGUGACUCCUCGAGUGCUGCAGCAUAAGCGCAGGCGCAUUGCCCUGAAGAAACAGCGCACUCAGAAGAACAAGGAGGAAGCUGCAGAGUACGCGAAGCUCUUGGCCAAGAGGAUGAAGGAAGCCAAGGAGAAACGCCAGGAGCAGAUCGCCAAGAGGCGCCGGCUUUCUUCUUUGAGAGCUUCUACGUCCAAGUCUGAAUCAAGUCAGAAAUAAAGAUGUACACGAUACUAAAAAGACAUUGUACAUUUAAUUACCAAUAAACUCCUUUGAUGGUGAACUUCCA
Molecule: messenger RNA, 1354 nt
Organism: Catharus ustulatus (Swainson's thrush)
Lineage: Eukaryota; Metazoa; Chordata; Aves; Passeriformes; Turdidae
Gene: RPS6
Product: ribosomal protein S6
Biological process (GO): translation
Cellular component (GO): ribosome
Molecular function (GO): structural constituent of ribosome
Source: RefSeq, a predicted model, not a curated record